Messenger RNA from Magallana angulata, 4452 nucleotides. RefSeq names its product junction-mediating and -regulatory protein-like. The record is from RefSeq and is a predicted model, not a curated record. The transcript has 10 exons. The coding region runs from base 101 to 2452 and encodes 783 amino acids. Gene Ontology annotation, biological process: Arp2/3 complex-mediated actin nucleation. Gene Ontology annotation, molecular function: Arp2/3 complex binding. Lineage: Eukaryota; Metazoa; Mollusca; Bivalvia; Ostreida; Ostreidae. Gene Ontology annotation, cellular component: cytoplasm.
AAUGUAUUCACAGGUGAUCGUGUCAUGAACCAUUUUUAGCACAAAAUGUCUUCUUUUGUUUUGAAUAACAUCGAACAAAGAUUCCCUGACAGGGGCAGUGAUGGAUUGUGAUGACCAGGUAGACAGCUUGGAGGGGUGGAUGGUGGUCAAGGAGGGCCCCUUUGCAGACACCGUCAACCCCCCAAAGUUCAACUUCUUGGUGUGUUGGAACGACGAUAAGAAGAAAAUAGCCAUCACUUGCAGGACUCACUGUCGUGUAGCAAGCGAUAAAGAUAACUUGAAGUCAAGGACGGGAAUUUUCUCCUUCCAUGAGUUAGAGGCAAUUCACAACUUACUCUGUCAUGUCCACCCUGCUUUAGGGCCUCAUUUACCAGUUCUUCCUGAAGAACCCAGGUCAUUAUGGACAUACCUUGGUUAUGAAGAGUGCAAUACAGAUUAUUCGCAUGUAUGUUAUCAAAUAGAGGAAUACCUAUGUUAUGCUUUAGAAAUUUGCAAGGAGAAACUUCUUAUGUCAACUCUGUUUGAAUAUGAAGAACAUUCAGCUGAAGAAUAUUUUGAAAACAUCAGUGAACUCCGUCGGCAAGGAUACGAUGAAGAAAUCAACAAGGUAGAAGAGGAGUUGAAGAAUGUGAUAUUUUUACGCACUAAUGCCAGUCACAUGACUGACAUGAAAGAUGUUUACAAGUCGGAGGAUAAAGCUGUGUUCAAACUGAACAUCGCCUUGGCCUCUCUGUAUAAUUACCUGUUGCAGCCAUUUCUGGAUGUCAGGGAGCUGGCCUACAGUCGUGUAAUGGAGGCGAAGGAACAGUUAGAAAACCCUGACGUUGGAGCACGUGUGAAGCGAGAGUAUGGGGAGAUGUUUACAGAGUGGCAAGCUCAUUACGAGGAAGCUCUUGACAAUAUUCAGAAAUAUUAUAUUGAGUAUUACACAAGAACUUCAAAGAUUUAUGAAGGUAUGUUAAAAAGAAUGCGAGAAGAUCAAACAAAGUUUGGGAAGACUGCAUUUCAAUUGAUUGGUGCUGAGAGAUUUUUUCGAAUAAAAGAAGAUCAUUCUUUAGAAUGUCUCCAGUUGCUAAAUAACGAGAAAAAGUUAUAUGUGCAAGAACGAGAUAAAGUGAAAGAAGAGAUUGCCUGCGUGGAGGAUAAACCAGGGGCCCUCACAGAGCUAGACAGAUUGGAGGGAGUUGUGUUCAACUGGCAAAUCAAGGUCCAGCAACAGCAAAUGGCGAUUCUGGAUGAGGAGGAGAGAUUGAUUCGAACUCAGAUGGAGGCUAUCACCAACCAGAUCAAAGCUGAUGAAGAUGUUCCUAUAUUUUAUGAUGCUGUUGAGGACGUAGAAGAACUGAGUUCUGACGAGGAGGCAGCCAGUAAAUCCUCCACAGACCCUCGAAUCGUAGUCCUACGGACUAAACUUUCCACCAUCACUCGCAAGAGGGCCAAGAUUAGGAAUGGCAAAGUUUCUCUGGAGAGAAAAUUCAAAUCAAAAGUUCAAAAGAAAAAAGAUGACGAGAUCCAGUUCAAACAACAUCAUGCAGUUCAAAUGAAAAAAGAAAUUAAAAAGGAGGAAGAAGAAAAGAAGAAAGAUUUCAUAUUAAACCAGCGUGUGAAAGCUAUCAAUCGCAUCAAGGAUUUCAAAAUUAAAUUCCCUGCACCUGAGACAAUAAAACCUCCAAGAUAUCAACCCCCUAGUCAGAAAAAGAACCUUCCCCAAGACUCGCCCCCAUCCCUGCCAGUCUGUGAUAAAACUUUUGUCAAAAAACCAAGCAGGCCAUUGACAAACUCUGAGAAAACUAUCCGAAUAACAAACACUGCCAAGAAGUCACCUAGUAAGCACAGCGGUAGUUCUGGGAAAAGUAAACCCCAACCACGGCCUAGAAAAUCUCAGGAUGCUGUGGAUUCUAUGCCAGUAACAAUUUACACUGCGGGAGGGGGAAGCAUGACACAAGACACUGUAGAUUCCGCUCCAUCACCGGUUCCCCCAAUCUGUGUUCCACCUCCUCCCCCUCCCCCUCCCAUGGUCCCACCCCCACCUCCACCCCCUCCUCCCCCUCCCCCACCACCUCCACCAUCAGGGGGCGGACCUCCACCGAAACUUGUGAUUGUGAAAAAGGAGAAGAAAGAAGAGAAAUCAAAAGGAGCUGGCCCCCCAGAUCUUGGUUCUAUAUUGGCGGGUAAAAGCAAGCUGAAACCAGUCAGUGAGAGUCAACAGAAGCAGAAACCAGUGACUGUGAACCCCAUGGACAGCAUUCUGAGUAUGAUCAAACAAGGUGUGAAGCUGCGGCCUGCAGAUAAGGACGAUAAGAGAUCCUCACAAGACUUAGACAUUUUGGAGACCCCCAGCGACAGCCAUAUGAGGCUCCUACAGGAGAGUCUGAGUCGCAUUAACAAGUUCACACGGGAAAGCUCACCCGAGUCCGAGGAAGACAGCGAUGAAGAGGAUUUAUUCGCCUGACAGAAUUCAAAUUUUAAACAUUAUCCUUAAUAUGAUUACACAAACGAAACUUGAAUUCAAUUUAUAGAAAGAGUUUUAAAUAUUGUCCCUCAUGUGCUUACAAAUGAAUGUGUCAUCAUUGUGAAGUACUGGUAUGCUGUUCUGUUUAUUUUUAUUAUUGAAAAACUUAAUUUGAGAAUUACAAUUAAUGUAAUUCGAAUAAGUACUAGUACAUGUAUUUGAAAAGAAGCUAAUAAUUAAGAGAAAUCUAUGUACAUGUUUAUGUUAAGCAAACUACCAUAAUUUAAAACAUUUGAAACUGAAUAAUUCAAGGUGCUAGAUAGAAGCCAUUAGGAUUUACUCUCCUCUUGUUAGCCAUUUAACGUACUGUUACGAGCCAACUUUCUUGUUUUUCAAAGGAUCAGGUUCCAUUGAAUAUUCUGCCAUUUUGAUUGUUCAUAUUUAUAAGUGUUAGUGUACCCUACGACCAAAAUUAAUGCCUGUUUUUAUUUCUAUGUAUGUAUUUGUUUUAUUAUUUUGUGUGAUUGUGAUACUUGAUUAUUUAUGAUUUAUUGGUUUUUUAUUGUACAUGUAGUGCUUAAAUAUACACAUACAGAUUAUAACAGCAGUUCAUGUACAUGUACAGAUGUUUACUUGGCAAAUUAUUUUUAAUGUUUACUUGUACAUGAACCUGCACAAUUGGAAUGAUUUAGUUUAUCUAUGCAGUAAAGACAGUAUCAAUCAAAGAAUUGAAAUAUUAUCAAAUAAGUUCAAAAAUUUUCAUGAACAUAUAAGUAAUCAACUUUCCAAUAUACAAAUGAUUUCAGUAUAUCUUCCAAUUCCUAAAAACGUAGUACAUUAUAAGCAAAUAAAUGUCCUGGCGAAAGUCAACAGCAGCUACCAAUAAUCUUCUACCAAUAACAGGUAACCAUGCACUUUUCACAAAUCAAAGCACACCAAUUAUAUUGAAAGAGAGAUACUCAUGAGAGUGUGAUAGCUCUAUUUUAUCAAUAUUUUAUUUAUUACAUGUAUUUGAUUUAAGACUUGUUUGAGAUAUAUCAAUUAGUAUGUUACCGUAAUUAAGUUCUAAAACCAUGCUUUCAAUCCUGUUUUCAGAGAAUUGGUACCUUAUGCUUAUCCUUCUCUGUAACUGUGUUUAGUCAACAUCAUAAAAAAUUAGACUUGUAAAUCACUCCUCUAAGAUAUGUCAGCAUAUAUUGUAGAGAAGUGGAUAUCCGAGUCAAAUUUUAAUGAGUUCAGAGAUUCUCUUGUGGAAAUAAAUUGGUGGACAUAGAUUGAUGUUUUUCUUCCACCAAAUCCCUCUCAAUAUCUGUUUGUAUCCCACUCAUUUCUUGUACUUUUGUUCAUGAUAGCCAGUGUAUGCAGUAGAGUUCACCAUAAUGUAUGUACACAAUCAUGUUAUAAUAGUAGGUAUUUCAUUUUUUAAUAGGACUCUUGUUGGUUUUGUGGUUUUUUUUUUGGUUGGCAUUUUAUGCUCUUGUAGUACCCAAGUGUUGUCUUAUUUAUAUUUGUUAUGAAAAUUGUUCAGUAGAACUUCCCUUUUCAUGCAGUUAAAGCAGCAAUUCAAAGUUUCACUGUUAAAUCAUGAAAAAUGAAAAUGUGCCUAUAAUAUAGGAGCAAUUUAAAUAUAAAAUGUGAAAUAGCUCUAUCAUGUUAUGUACCGGUAUGUAGUGAUUUAGAGUGUUUUGCUUUCAUCUUAACUUUUCAUAGUGUUCCUUGUUUGAAGAGAAUAGUGUUUCUAACAAUUUGUGUGUGAAAAGUGAAUGAAGUUUCCUGAAUAUUACAGAUUAACUAGGAUUAUCUUUAAUUCUCAAGUUUCUUGCAAUCCAAGUUAUUUUAUUCAGUCUGGGGUAAUAUUAAACUGCAUUCCUACAAUGCAUAUUAAAUCUGCACCAACAACUUUCAUGCAAAUAUUGAACUUCCACUUAAUACAAUGUAAUAUUAAAAUUAUUGAUUUGAUGUCUGUAAAUUAUUUCUAUUCAAUAAAGAUCGGAAUAAUA